AUGUCGUCGUCCGAUGGCGGCCAGUCGCGCAACAGGCUCGUCGUCGGCGUGCUCUCGGUGUGCCUGCUCGUGGCCAUGGUGAUAGGGACGGUCGUGUUCUUCGUGAACGAGAGGGCCGGCUACGACUCGGAGAGCAAGCGCAACAUGAUCAAGACGAUGCGCAGCGUGGAGCUCUUCUGCGCGCCCGCGGACUUCCAGGGCACGUGCCGCGACACGCUGGAGUCGGCGUUGUCGCGGACGGACCCGGCCGAGCACCCGCACGCCGCCGUGGCCGCCGCGAUCACCGCCGCGGAGCGCGCGCUGGCGGACGGGUUCAACCGCUCCUCCGUGCUGGACGCGGUGCGGCAGAGCAACGACACCCUGGUGUGGGAGGCCAUCCACGACUGCCGGAUGCUCCUGGAGGACUGCCGGGGCAACGUGGAGCGCGCGCUGCACAGCAUCGCGUGGCGCGGCGUGGACGGGCCCGCGCAGGACCUCCAGGCCUGGCUCAGCGCGGUGAUCACCUUCCAGGGCUCCUGCGUCGACAUGUUCCCCAAGGGGGAGGUCCGCGACGAGGUGAAGAGCACCAUGGAGAAGGCGCGGGAGAUCUCCAGCAACGCCCUCGCCAUCAUCAAGCAGGGCGCCGCUCUGGCCUCCAUGCUCGACCUCAACGGCGGCAGCCCCGACGACGUGAACGGCAAGGGCAGCAACCGUCAGCUCGAGGAAGAGGGGGAAUCCGCUUCGUCGUCGUCGUCGUCGUCAUUCCCCACGUGGGUGCCCAACGAGGAGCGGAAGCUGCUCGGCGUCAAGGGCGGGCGGCGCAAGGCCGCGCUCACGCCCAACGUGACGGUGGCCAAGGACGGCAGCGGCGACUUCACAAACAUCUCCGCCGCGCUGGACGCCAUGCCGGAGAAGUACAGAGGCAGGUACUUCAUCUACGUCAAGGAAGGCGUGUACGACGAGACGGUGAACAUCACCGGUAGGAUGGCCAACAUCACCAUGUACGGCGACGGGUCCAAGAGGUCCAUCGUAACGGGCAGCAAGAACAUCGUGGACGGCAUCAGGAUGUGGAGAACCGCCACUUUUGCGGUGGACGGCGACAGUUUCAUGGCGAUGAAGCUGGGCAUCCGGAACACGGCGGGGGUGGAGAAGCAGCAAGCGCUGGCGCUGCGGGUGAAGGGCGACAAGGCCAUCUUCUUCAACUGCCGGAUCGAGGGCAACCAGGACACGCUGUUCGCUCAGGCGUACCGCCAGUUCUACCGCAGCUGCGUCAUCUCCGGCACCGUGGACUUCAUCAUGGGCGACGCCGCGGCCGUGUUCCAGCGCUGCCUGCUGCUGGUGCGGCAGCCACGGCAGGGCCAGCCGGCCGUGGUCACCGCGCAGUCGCGGCGGGACCACCAGCAGACCACGGGCUUCGUCAUCCACCGGAGUCAGAUCGUCGCCGACGAGCAGCUCGCCAGCAGCAACAGCAACAAGUCCGGGUCCGCGCCGGUCAAGACGUACCUGGGCCGGCCGUGGAAGGAGUUCGCGAGGACGGUGGUGAUGGAGUCCAUCAUCGACGGCUUCGUGCACGGCCAGGGGUACAUGCCCUGGGAGGGCAAGGACGACCUGGGCACGGCCUUCUUCGGCGAGUUCAGGAAUGCCGGCGACGGCGCCAACGUCACCGGGCGGAAGGAGAUGCGGGGGUUCCACGUGAUGGGCAAGGACAAGGCGCUGCAGUUCACGGUGGGCCACUUCUUGCACGGCGCGGACUGGAUACCGGAGACCGGCACGCCGGUGAGCUUAGGCUUGUCCGGAGAGGAAGAGUAA
Molecule: messenger RNA, 1788 nt
Organism: Miscanthus lutarioriparius
Lineage: Eukaryota; Viridiplantae; Streptophyta; Magnoliopsida; Poales; Poaceae
Source: the annotation of a GenBank genome assembly